AUGUUGCCUCCCAUCCCAGCCCUCGCCGACUAUGGCAUCUCUCCUACUCAUGGGUUUCUCCCCGAUGUCCUACCUUUGACUCGCCUGCCGGAUCCUUACUAUAACAAGUGGGAAGCCAUCGCUGCCAACCUCACGGCUCUCAUCCUUAGCCGCAGGUUGCGUGGUGUCAUCGACAGGUUGCCAGUCCUCUCCACCAUCGGCCUUGAGCACGAUGCCGAGUGGCGACGAGCCUAUUCGCUCCUCGGUUUCAUGGCCCACGGUUACAUCUGGGGAGGCGAUUCUCCAGCUGACCGUCUUCCGCCGUCCAUCUCAGUGCCUCUCCUCGAGAUUUCAGAACACCUAGAAGUUCCUCCUGUUGCGACAUAUGCUGCCGUCUGUCUGUGGAACUUUAAGCCUCUCUUCGUUGACGAGGACAUUGACAACCUCGAGAACCUCGCCACACUCACCACAUUUACCGGCGGACUCGAUGAAUCAUGGUUUUACCUCGUUUCGGUCGCCAUUGAGGCCCGCGGUGCCCCAAUUAUCCCUCUAAUGUUAACGGCCAUUGCGGCUGCCCGACACGGCGACGCGGCUGCUGUGACCCGUUGUCUGCGCACAUUUGCAGAGCGCCUGACGGAUUUGACAACCAUUCUCCAGAGGAUGCACGAGAGCUGCGACCCUACCAUCUUCUACCACAGAAUUCGGCCUUUCCUGGCUGGUAGCAAGAAUAUGGCCGAGGCUGGACUACCCCACGGCGUCAUCUAUGAGACUGGUUCCGGAAACGAGACAUACCAACAAUACAGCGGUGGCAGCAACGCUCAGAGCAGUUUGAUCCAAUUCUUCGACAUCAUUCUUGGUAUCGAGCACCGCCCUACCGGCGAGUCCCGUGAUCCCUCUUCCGACACUGACCGUGGCCGCUCUUCUCACCGACACAACUUCAUCAUGGAGAUGAGAAAAUACAUGCCCGGCCCUCACGCACAGUUCCUCAACGACGUGUCCCUAGUGGCCAACAUCCGCGAGUUUGUCGAGGAGAACCAGUCCGAUCUCCAGUUGUGCCUCGCAUAUGAUGCCUGCCUGGCAAUGCUCAGCGCAUUCCGCGACAAGCACAUCGCCAUCGUCACGCGUUACAUCAUCAACCCCUCCAAGCAAGUCCGCGCCCGAAGCCGGUCACGAAGUCCCGAGGCCACUCGGCAGAAACUCAACCUCGCCAUCGCAUCGCGCAAGAACCAGCAGAACCAAAAGGGAACUGGCGGCACUGCUCUGAUUCCCUUUUUGAAGCAGGCAAGGGAUGAGACAGGAGAGCCUGCAGUCGAGGAGUGGACGAGGCGGUUCAUGAAGAGGAAGCUUCAGACAGAGGGCAAGAAUGAUUUCUUCUUGGGCAAGACACCCCAGGGACACCUGAGCCUGGAGAAGGAGGAUGUGGAAGUCAAGGGUCUUGCUGGAUCAUGGACCAUGGACGAUAAUGUCGGCGGCAUUUGUCUUUACUAG
Messenger RNA from Fusarium keratoplasticum, 1467 nucleotides. RefSeq lists its product as uncharacterized. Gene Ontology annotation, molecular function: metal ion binding; heme binding; indoleamine 2,3-dioxygenase activity. The coding region runs from base 1 to 1467 and encodes 488 amino acids. The record is from RefSeq and is a predicted model, not a curated record. Lineage: Eukaryota; Fungi; Ascomycota; Sordariomycetes; Hypocreales; Nectriaceae. Gene Ontology annotation, cellular component: cytoplasm. The transcript has a single exon. Gene Ontology annotation, biological process: 'de novo' NAD+ biosynthetic process from L-tryptophan.